This is a messenger RNA of Sesamum indicum (sesame), 404 nucleotides long. The record is from RefSeq and is a predicted model, not a curated record. Lineage: Eukaryota; Viridiplantae; Streptophyta; Magnoliopsida; Lamiales; Pedaliaceae.
GUUGGGUAUGCUUGUUUUACAAUGUUCCUAAAACGGGCGUGUUCUUUUUCAGGUAGGAGAUGUGGCAUUGUCCAUAUUGCACAGUAUGGUAGCGAUGAUGCUGAAGAGAUUGUUACACCAACCCCCAGAGUAAAGAGGAUCUUGUCAAGCUCACGUUGUCUUCCACAUAUUGCACAAGCAAUGCUUUCUGGUGAACCGACUAUUGUUGAUGCUGCUGCUGCUCUGGUGAAAGCUAUAGUUACUAGAACCCAAAAGCAAUAUCUGAUUAUACAGUACAGGCGCAUUUUAUUUUGCUCUGGCUUACCCUGGAUCUAAUCUUAUUUCAAUUGCCCAACUCUUCUCAAUGACUCAUGUUUAUCAAACUUUUCAUGGUGGUGAGGAAGCUGCAGUUUCCUCUUCUCUAC